Molecule: messenger RNA, 558 nt
Organism: Capronia epimyces CBS 606.96
Lineage: Eukaryota; Fungi; Ascomycota; Eurotiomycetes; Chaetothyriales; Herpotrichiellaceae
Exons: 2
Source: RefSeq, a predicted model, not a curated record
AUGGUCCAGUACGAUCCCUUCGCUACCAUCAUGAGCGACGGUGCCCUUCCUACUCGACCAAAGGAUGCAUUUGCAACCGGUACUGAUACCCGUGAUUACACACCACCGGAAAAUCCCAAGACCUAUGGAAACGUCCAUCCCCAGCUCCGAAGACUGUCGUCGGCUAGCCACCACAGCCACGGCCAUGCAUCGCACUAUUGCUCACGAUGCCACAUGCGGCGACCGUCACAAGAAAACUUGGCCAUGACGCGGUCACACAGUCACAGUCCGGACGACGAGUCCUGGGAUGGCUUCUGUCCAGACAUCCAUAUGCCAGAGCACGCGCCCGCCCGGCCGCUGCAUCACACCCGACGACACUCGGGCUUGUGUCCACAAGACGUGGUGACGGCGCAGGCCCAUCAGGAUGGCCGUACCUCGCCGCACACACAAAUGACAAUCAAGGCCCGGUCCUGUCCUCACUCCGCCGCCGGCCAUCACCAUGCAUGCCACUGCGAGAGCGUCACUCCGACGGAAAACCUGACCGAGAGAUACGGCCUGGUCGAGGAGCCGGAAGAGAUU